This is a messenger RNA of Rotaria sp. Silwood2, 414 nucleotides long. NCBI's taxonomy places the organism in Eukaryota, Metazoa, Rotifera, Eurotatoria, Philodinida, Philodinidae. The record is from the annotation of a GenBank genome assembly.
AUGUUGCAGCGUGGUAUUACAUCGAUAACGUUUCAUCAUCGUCGAAUUCCUCAAGCAUCGUAUCAUUCGUCAACUACUAUGCCGGUUCUCGUGAAACAUUCACCAUCAUUAGGUCGUGGUUAUUUCUAUCAAAAAAUGCGCAAAUUUAUUCGACUUGUUGGCCAUGCCGUUCGUGUCUGUCUGCUCGUUCGAAAAUAUGCUAUUGAGGCAUUACGUCGCGCGAACGAACAAAUCAUUUUCGAAAAUAAAGAUAUUCUCUUUGAUCUGAGACAUUUCCGACGUCCCGCUGAAGAUACAAUCGGACGUAAUAUUCGUAAAAUUCUCAAAUCAGAUCCAAAAACAAGAUCCGAAGAUGAUAUUCGAAUGGUUGUUACUACAUUGAGUCAAGUCAUAACACCGUUUACAGGUUUUUAG